This is a messenger RNA of Anopheles moucheti, 14131 nucleotides long. It is a transcript of the gene hiw, whose product is annotated as E3 ubiquitin-protein ligase highwire. Bases 1 to 13584 code for a protein of 4527 amino acids. Lineage: Eukaryota; Metazoa; Arthropoda; Insecta; Diptera; Culicidae. The record is from RefSeq and is a predicted model, not a curated record. The transcript is spliced from 25 exons. Gene Ontology annotation, cellular component: nucleus.
AUGGAGUUGUACGAUUCAGCCCGCUAUGGAUCGGUGUUUAACAGCAUUUUCCUCUCGACCGAAACGUCCGAUACGAGCGACACGGCGGCAACGGCGAAAAAGGACACGAAAUCGAAACUGCUGCUGGAACCCAACCUGGAUCGGUACGAAAUAGCGUCGAAUGCGUCCCGUUUCGGUGUGUACCAUGCUGUCCGGUCGAUUGUGCUGGAACGGGAAACAACGGCACGGCCAACGAUAGCCUCGAUGCGCAUAAUCGAUACGGCACUGGAUGAACCGAAAUCCAUCGGCAGUGGACAAUCCGGUGCGAAUCAGCGUGUGCCGCAGAUAGUGCUUGCGGGCUUGGACAGUCUGUACGGGAUCAUAGCGGAAACGCGCCAGAGUCAACCAAGGAUCGCUACCAAAGCGCUACGUUCGCUGUACGACAUACUGCAGGGUCAAGAUCCCGAAGGAAUGCGUCACGAGCCAGAUGCCGUGUUUGGACCGCUGUUCGAUCUACUGCUGGAACUGUCCACCAUCAGUAGUGCUCCCACGGCGGCGAAUGGCUCCUGGUCAUCACUGGCCUGCUCGACACUACUUUCCCUUGCCAUUGCGAAGGGCGAUACGGGCCGCAUAGUACGCUCGGUGGCCGCCAUACUGAUGAAUUCGGUGUACGGGUCUACCAGCACUAGUGCCGCCGGUGGUUCCGUCCAGAUGCCGCAAAGUGUCGCCAAGCUGCAGCGCACCAUCUUCUCCAUGGCGACGGGCCGGGCAUCCAUUGCGGAUUACUUUCGGUGCGGUGUACCGCGCGGGAGUUUAAUCGGUGAAUUCCGGCUACCGCUGGAGUCUGCCGCCGUGCAUGCGGUUGCAUCCGAUGGCAAAUAUUUGUAUCUAGUCACGGCGAAGGGUUUGCUGAAGAUUGGUUCCGGUUUCAAUGGGACGCAGGAGGGUCUCAUCUACGGUGCGGUCACGAUAACCAAUGCCAAGAACGAGUUGCCUGGAUGGAUCGGCUAUUCGGGGGGCAAGUUGUACUAUGGUCGCAUCAACAAGAUGGCGGCCAAUAAUGGUUGGACGUUUCAGCUGUACGAUCCCACAACGUUGACGGCCUUAGGGACGGUGCAGACGGCACCGAUUCCCGCAUUCCAACGUCGUUACGGUCAACUCUUCUCGGAUGGUGAUGCCAUCUGUUGGUUGGGUGCGGUUUCCGACUCUGUGCGCGAUUCGACCGAUAUGGACGAUCAGGAGGAGGACAUCCUUGUCGUGAAGCAGCUGUACCCACCGACGGUUAGCUCCAGUUCGGGCGGCUCCACACAGAACGACACUCGUCCGGAGUUGCGUUUAAAGUUAGCAAAAAACCGAUACCAUACGUACGGUUGGGCCGCCUUUGAAGAAGAACUGGUCGAUAGUGGUGGAUUUCAGCAAGCACCGGGUGGAUUGGCUCCUCCUGUGCUGGAAAGUAACCCCACUGGUGCGGGAAUACAGUCAAUAUCCUGUGGCAAGGAGUUUGGUUUGGUGCUGGUAGACGAUGGCAAAGUGCUGUACUGGGGUCGUGGUACUGCGCUGGGUCUUAAAACAUCCGCCAACGUGUCCGGUGCGAUAGGAUGUGUUAUGAGUGCCCCGAAGGCAACCGUUUCGAUGAAGCUGAAUGAGCUGACGGCAUUACCGAAGGGUAUCACCUGCUUCCGGCAGGUUGCGGUCGGUCACGAGGCAAACCAUGGGUUACUUUUAACCGGCGAUGGAACGGUAUACUUUACCGGCACGGCAAAGCGAGGUGAAGAUGGUGAGCUGGCCAAAACUAAUCGACGGCAACCGAAGGCAAUCAAGCCGAAGCGAUUAAACAAACUGGACGGACAAACGAUCACGUUCGUGGCCUGUAACAAUGGCACAUCCGCCUUUGUGACCAAAGAUGGCAAACUCAUCAUGUACGGUAAGGACACGAACUACUGUGAACCGAACGGUGUCGUUGGCGGUUUGACUGAUGUAGUGAUACGGAAGGUGGCCCUCGGGAAGGCCCAUUGCGUAGCGGUGGAUGCGCUGGGACAGCUUUACACCUUUGGGCUCAACAAUAAGGGACAGUGUGGUCGAAAAUUUCAGCGUGAACGCAAUGUGGAUGAAUUGAUAACUACUACCAAUACAAACAACCAGGCGAAUGUAGGAACGUUAACGAACGGCACUGCAACGAAUCAGGCUAAUGCGUUGAAUGGAACUAACGCCCCAUGUAACGCUUGUCACGCAACGCCCUCAGUAGCACAUGCCGAACCACCGACAGCUUCAAGCGCAAAGUGCGGUUGCGGUUGCGGAUGUUGCUGUCACUGCGGUAACGCCGGUACGGGAAACAGCACCGGCGCUGCCAAUCCCAUCUCUUCCAACGACCCGGACACGCCGCGUAUCGUACCGGUACCACCGCAGCGCGUCGAUUUGCCCCAUUCCGGAAACGAUCCGAGACGUCCACCGAUCGUUACACAGAUCGCCUGUGGACAGCAUCACUCGUUGGUGCUUACAUCCGCGGGAGAAGUGUAUAGCUUCGGUAGCAAUCAGUACGGCCAGCUAGGAACGGGCGAUCUCCAAGCACCGCCCGGCGGUAGACCACAUCUAGUUCGCUUUCCGAACGGCGCUGGUACGGUGGUGUCUGUCGCUGCCGGUAGUAAUCAUUCCGUGGUGCUAACGAGCCGGGGCGCCGUUUACACGUUUGGCAAUUAUCACAAGGGACAGCUCGGUCGGGAGGCUCCGGGGGGUAGGCUGGACAGUGUAAGUGAUGGAAACUUUUUCUGGCACUGCGGGCCGGUUGCGAUCGAUUCAUUCGGUCCGGGAACGGGGCGCCGUGCAUCAUUCAUCGCGGCGAGUGGCGAUCAAACGUACAUCAAGGUGGAGGAAUCUCUUAUCAAUGGAGCAGCAUUGGCAAAGUACAGUGUAACGGCGGACCGAUCAACAAUUUUGCUCAUUCCGAACAAUCAGUCACAUUUGGCCGGUUCAAUAACGAUCGAUCGCCGUACCGGGCAUUGCCGUGCGCAUCGAAUGAACCAGUUCGACGCACGUGUCGAACUGAACGCUUCGAACGUAAGCGUGAAGGAAGCGUAUCGCAGAAAUCGGUGGCAUUUCUCAUUCACACUCGAUCCGUUGUUCAACGUGCUGUGGUGUUACGACGCGAUCCGGAAGCGCAUGCUGAUCUUCAACCCGAUUGCAUCGGAACUGUAUCGGCGCAAAUCGCGCCGUAAACAUCAACCGAAUCAACACGCAUACCAAACGGACUGUGAGAAGGGUGAUCAAUCGCGGUACGGAACACACGAGACACUUACCGUUCUAAGUCCGGAAAUAGCACUUCCGCAGCGAUGGAAUGGCUGUGAAGUGCCACGGUUUCAGCUGGCGCUUAAUCUGCUAGCCUGUUUGGAUGUGCUGACCGAGGCUACGGAACGGUUGGGUGCAACCGGUCAGUGGCCACCGUUCGAACCAUCGCUGGAUGGAUCGGCAACUGGUGGAUCCUCAUCUUCGCCGCUGGAUGGUAAUGUGAACGUGAAUGCAUCGGAUUGGUUUACAGGAUCACGAAGCGGUGGCGCUGCAGCAUUUGGUAGUGGCCGGCAGGUGAAACUUUGCGAUCUUGCACCGGAUGACGAUCCGCAGGAGGAAGACGUUCCCGAGCAUCGUUCAGUGCUGCUCACACCGACCUUCGGGUCUGGCAGCAUUGACGAGGAAGUGCCCGCGAUCCCGAUGUUAAAUCGUUGGAAUAUAGGCAAUGCGGAAGUCGCUAGCAACGGAUUUCCUGCCCCGAACGUCGUCAGCGAAAGCCGAUUCCCGUUCCGGACGGGUCGUUCUAAGGGUCCUACCAACGGUGUUGCUGCAGGCAGUGUGCAAUAUCGUCGUAAGAAGACAGGUGCUGGUGGUGGAGCCGGUGGCACUGCUGGUGGCACUACCAACAGUCACACGCUCAGUAACUCCUGCACGGAGGAUAGUGUGGUAGCGUUGUGUCCCAUAUCGCGAAGAUUCGCAACAGGCAUUAACCGUGAAACGUUCGAAUCGCUAACGGCAUUGUUGAGCUGGGCGUGGAACGCUUUCCGCAAUCUUUCGGGCGAACAAAAGAAGGGUAGCGGUGGUGGGACGAAGACUUUUACCACCAACCCAAUGACGACGAACAAUGCGGGUCUGAUUGGGGAAGCGAAGCUCAUCGUUCGACUCUCGUUCAUCUGUAGAGUGUGUCUCCGAUUGCUCCGUCGAUACUUGAACGCGAUCUAUCAUCCGACCGGAUCUCGAUCAUCCGAGGAUGAUGCCGAUGUCAACAUUGACGAUCAGUUGCGAUCGGAGUUUGUAAAUCCUUUCGGAACACCACAUCAAGCCACCUGUUCACCGAUGUCCUCUUCGACGGUUCAUCCGAUGGCAUCUUCAAUUACCGGAAAUCAUCAGUCGUUGGCAAUGGCAGUGGUCGAAAUACGCACACUGCUGAUCGACAUACUGGCCGAUCGCGUUACACUGCCCGCAAUGGAACGUUCCAUGAGGCGACGAGUGUGCAAGGCAAAACGUGAAGUCCUCGCCGAAUGUCACCGUACGUUUGUCCGCUGCUUUGACAUAUUUUACCCAACGCCUCCAUUGAAAUGGGAGGUACUGUGCAGGCGCUACGGUUCCUCAAACAGUGCUACCGAGCGAACCACCGGCCGUCUGCUACUGAGUGCCAUUUUAGCUGGACUUUGUCAGCCGUCCGUGAAUCUUCGCGUUACCUUCUCGAUACUGAUAUCGCCCUCGCAGUCUGCACCGGUUCCAACAGGUUCCGGCUCUAGUCGGCCACAGUCAACCGGCUCGGGCGCGCUGAUGAUCUCACGCAACCGUGACCUGUUGGCGAGUUUAAUAGAGCAGAUGACAAGUACGGUCGGUGUGUCGAAUAGUGCCGACACUGGAGGCCAGUCUGGUGUGCCGCAUCUGCCCGAUUGGCAUUUUCGCGAUGUGCUGGAGCUGUUGCUGGAGCUCGUGUCGGAUCCGGUGCGCAGGAAGCUGGACCGGAUCGGACGGCAUCGGCGGCUGAUCCGCAACGGUUGUCGUCUGUUGGCCAAGCUGCUGUCGGAAAUUAUUCACCACGGAUGUGAUCCGGUAGAUCGGGACCGGGGUGAUCGCGGUGAUCCGGAGGAAGCGACUCAGCAACCGACGACGGAUCUGAUGGUACCACCGUUGCCACCGAUGGGUGGCAGCAAUCGGCUGUUCAGUACAGGCAGUCGCUUUGGAAAGGUUGAUCUCGGCAAGACGUGGAAUACGGGGAACUUUGGACCUGAUGCGAUCGCCUUUACCGUUGAUCGUUCGGGCAUAUCAAUUGUUGGCGCAUGUGUAUAUUCCGGAUCGGGAAGCUACGAGUAUCAGUUGGAACUGCUUUACGAUAGUCAUCACUCGACCCAUUCACACACCUACUCCCAUUCGCAUCGUUGGGAAGUGUUGGAAUCGAUCGUUGGAUCGUACGAUCAAACGGCCGUAAGACAACACAUGGCCGAACUGCGCUUCAAUCGAGCCGUGCUACUGAAGGAAAACCAUCGUUACGCACUGCGUCUAUGCAGCCAGGGUGCGAGAACUCUUUCCGGAGAUUGCGGCCAAUCGUCGCUUCGUGGUCCAUGCGGCACAGUAACAUUCCGCUUCUAUCCGUGCGAUUUGAGCUUCAACGGUACGACACCGUCCCGUGGUCAAAUACCGGCCAUCCUGUACUACUGCACUCCAGCUGGAGGUUCUUCCGGGUUUCCGCAUGGUGGGAUGAACAUCGGGAGUGGUCGCGAAUUGGGCAACUGUCGAACACAGGCGCGUGAUCUUGCGCUGGAAGUAGCAAGAGCUAUUGUAGGCCGGUGUCGCGAGCUGCUCACUGUGGCACAUGAGCUUGCACUGUGGACUUCCGCUUCGCCGGGAAUGCGUGCACCAUCUUCGUCGGAAACAUCGUCCACGCCCUCCUCUUCUGCAUCGUCCGGAGUGGUUGGUAUUGGUGGUGCUGGUGGUGUGAUCGGGGCUGGAGGUGCCGGUGGCGUUGUAGGUGGCGGUGUAGCCAUUGACUCAGAGCAUAACAUAACACCGAUCGAGGAACAUUUGGACGUAGGUUCUACCGGGUUGGUCGGUGUGAUCUCUUCGAAUGCGGCAGCUACGACCAUUGAACGGACGAGACGGACGAUCGGUAAAGUGCUCCCGAAAGGACUGCUGGAAACGCUGCGUGGAAACAGUGGUAAUGCUGGAUCAGGAAUUUCCGCUGGCACUCCGUAUGAUCCAUACGAAAUUGAUUCCGCCUCGGAGGCAACGGUCGGUGGAAUAGUGAGUGGUGGUAGUGCCGGAGGUGGAGGUAGCGGAGGAGCCAGUGGAAGUGCCGCGGGGAGUGGUGUUGGAAUGUCGGCGGCCAAUGGCAAUGAAAUGGAGCUGCCGGCUGGCGCUGCCAUGGUGCUAGCGGUUCCAAUUCGCAAACGCACCGUGUGGGAUCUGUUUCGAUCGCGCACCACACGAUCACCGUCGGUGGUGAACUGUCUGUUUCGGUAUUUGCUUCCGCUAACGCUGGCCCAGCUGGAACGCUGCAUUCGAAUGGACUUGAAGGUAUCCGUAGAGGUACUGUCCAUGGUGCAGGAUAUUCUUCCACCCAUAACGGCGCUGAACGAACUGCGUCGUCAAAGGCAUGUCAGCAAGUGCUUCACUCACAUGACGAACAGUGGCGUGAAUGCGACAACGACGAUCACCUCGUCGGCUACCAGCAUGAACACGACCAGCCCACACUACUGCAUCUUGGAAAGUGAUCAUCCGUAUAAAACGGCAAGCCUUACCGCGUACCGUGUACGAUUUCCGGCGACAGUGCGCUGGAUGUGUCUUACCUUCGAUGCGCAGUGCGGUACGGUCCAGGAAGAGGAUCGCGUCAAGGUGAAAAUUCCCAAUCGGCGCGGUGAUCGUGGCAAUACCGGCAGUGAAAAGGACGCUUUGGAUGAUUGGUGCACGGUACGGAUGUAUAAUACACCCUCCCGCUGGGGUUAUGGUGGUCCGGGCCGGGCCAUGGUGUUGCCUGGGCGAGAGGUAGAGAUUUCCCUCGAGUCCUGUUCGACGUACGUCAACGAACCCAAACAGCAGUCGUACGGAUUCAAAUGUCUGGUGAUUGGAUAUGAAAAUGCCGAUCAGGUCCCGGCAGGGACUCUGAUCGCUCUGGAGCAUGAGCUGGCACAUCUCGGCGGCCGCUGCGCACGUAAUCUGCUGAGGAAGGAGUUGCGCUUUGACGAUGAUCCAGACGACAGACUCACCGAACCAGAGGCAGCCACACUGGAACGAUACGGAACUACACUGCUUGCCAAGGGACUGAUGGUACCCGACGCCAUGUUGGCUAUUCGCAACGCUCUCGACUGCCAUCUUCCGGUGCUCGAAAAGAACUACGAAAAACAGUUCCUGCGUGACUUCAUAUACGUCGCGGCAGGAUCGCCAGGGGCACGUUUGGCCGCCUGGUUGCAGCCCGAAUCCCGGCUGGAUCCUAGCCGGUGUGAGAUAAAAAUUAUUUCACCCCAAACACCACCACUCCGAGCGGGUUGGCCAUCACACUUUCGGCUGGAAACUCGCGAUCAGUACGGGGAAGAGAUUUUCGUGCCCGGCAUAAAGAUUGAAGUAAAGGCAUCCCUUCGACGUGAUACAUCAGUUAACGCAAUCACACCGAAAGUGUCGCCCGGAACACCGACCACCGCCACGCCACCGUCCGUACCGUACGAGCCGACGUACAAAGAGAAGGAAAAGAGCUGCCUACAGGCAAUCAGCGCCAUGCGCCCGUAUCACGGCUAUUCGUUCGAGGAGUUGCGACUGUACGCGGCGAACGUAAGCAGCGCCAGCAUCACCACUGCCGCGACCACAGAAAUCUUGACGGCCAAUGAUUUGGGUAAAAAUAAGUACGGCUUCGUGUGGACGCCGAUGGUUGCGGGUGCGUACGAACUCACGCUCCAGAUCGACGGCGUACCGGUGGUGGUGGAGGACGAAGAGGAAAUUUACCGCCUGGAGGUAAUUGACGCUGGUGGUGGUGGUGGUGGUGGGGGAGGAGGUACCGGCGGUGGUGGUGGCACGUGUGCCGGCGGAAGCGGUGCAUCCGGUGGACUGCCCAAGAUGCACUGCGGCGAGAAGGGUAUGGCGGGCGGUGGACAAGGCCUGAAGAAGGUGCACCCACCGACGAAGUUGCGUAAAUUCUUGGCCAAGAAUUCGGCCGGCUUACGCGUGCGUCUGCAUCCGACAUUACAAUCAGAGCAGAUCGGUGUGGUACGACCGAAUGGGAUCGUGGCUUACGGUGAUGAGCUCGAAAACGAUGACGGCGUUUGGGUGCGUUUGACUGCGGAGUCUAUACGUGAGCACUGUCCGGCAUCUUGGUUCCCGGUUGAGGCAUGGUGUUUACAGUACAACCAACAUUUGGGGAAAACGCUUCUCCAUCCAAUUGUGGACACUUGCUCGACGAAGGUACUGCUGGAGCAUACUACUGCCAAGGAGGAACCCUUGGUUGCCGACACGGUUGAGGACAUUGAGGCAGACGAUUGUGAGGGUGACGGUGAAGAGAACGAAAACACCAUCAACUAUGGAGAUUUCCGUAAAGCCGCAACCGCUGCACUGUCCGAGGUUGUUGGUGGAGGAGCCAAGGCACUGCAGAAGUGGUUCCAUCGAUCUGGGACUGAGGGUUCGUUUAUGGACGAAACCACUGGGCAAACCAAAUCACCGCAUCAUCCUUCAGCUGGUCCUACUCAGCAACAGCAGCAGCAGCAGCAGCAGCAACAACAGCCUAAUGUUCCUCAUGGACAGACGCAGCAGCAAGAUUUGCAGCAGCAAUCGUUUCACCAACAUCUUCCAAAGCGUGCUCUUUCGCCAUCCGUUGCGGAAACGCUACGGGCCGUGUUUGCGGCAUUCUUGUGGCACGAAGGGCUUGUGCACGAUGCGAUGGCCUGUGCCUCUUUCCUGAAGUUUCAUCCAACUAUUUCGAAGACGGCAGGAAUUGGAAUUGGUGGCGCACCGAUUGGGCUAGGCAAUCAGGCGGGCGAGUUACCAAUUCCUGCUGUACUAACCCGCGAACAGAAGGUACUCCAGCGUCACUCGGUGGAGUUCUCAAAUGCCACGCUAGACGCACUGGAGCGUAGCGGCAAUCGGUGCAUUAUGAACCGUAGACAUCGGGGGAUCGGUGCGGGAUUCGUUGCCCUCGACGGGGGAGGACCUUCGUCAGCGAUCGUAACAAAUCCAGUUCCUCCGGUAGCGUUGCGUUGCUUGGUCCAUCUUUGGGAUCAGUUGGGUUCGAACUUUGUGCAGCUUGUCGAGACGAACUCAAACGACAAGCGGAAUGAUGAUGGUCAUGGAGGGAAAGAGUGUGGUCCACUGCCAGCACCAAUAUCGAAUGCGGGAACUGCCAUCCCACCUGCUAGUGGUGGUUCGAUAGCGGCUAGUAAGAGUGGACUAACGCUAGCUGCAACGACAACCGGAACGGCGACUACUGGAACAACGACGGCUCCACCUAAUGGUGGAUCAGCUCCGGACGGUAGUUACUGUGAGCUUUGUCGUACGAUACUACACUCAAUUCCCGUAACGUAUCACAUGCGACUAGCCCACCCGGGUUGUGGGCGUCCUGCAGGUGGCCAAGGCUACAAUUCCAACGGAGUGUAUUGCGAAGGUUGGGCCGGAGAUUGUGGAGACGGCGGACAUGGUGUCUCGAGUUGGUAUCUACUGUGUGAAGGAUGUCGGAAACGAUACGAAGGAACCACACCGGUACCACUUCCCGCCGGUCCCCAGGCAGCUCUGUCGGCAGCUGCGGACCGAAGAAAUGAACCGCCCCGGUCGACACUACCUUCUGAGCUGUUUGCAAUGAUGAAGGAAAAUGCCUUCUUUCUGCUGGAUCUUGCUCCGGUAGAGUCGUCCGCCUGCAGUGCCAGCACAACGGGCAACAGUGAAGCAUCUCUGACUGAGGUAACGGACGCAUCGGAAUGGCCAGCGCCUCCGGAUCGGCCGGCUUGUCUGGGGACAUUUGUCGACUCUGAAUCGUCACAUCAGACAGCGGCCCGUUAUCCGAACGAUGGUGCUCCGGGAAGCUUUCUGCCACUGUCGGGUGGAAAGUUCCAUCGUAGUGUGUCGAUGGGCCAGGGAGCUGGACCGUCGGUGGUACUGCGACGUCGCCAGCGUCGUGAAGAUGAGUGCUCUGAUGCGAAUCUUUUGAACCAUCCAUCAGAGAAUCUGCGCAGAUUAGUUCCGUUGGAUGUUGGUGUGCCCAUCGGUGGAGGCGUUGCAGGAGAAACGAGCAGUAAUGGUACCCACGCCGGUCUACUUGGACGACCAGCAAUGGUGUUCAUUUUGGAGCGUCACAAUCUGGAACGUUUGCGUCGAUUGUUGAUAAGGCAGUUGCGACGUUCGCUCUGCCACCGGUACAGUCUGCAAGGGUUUAACUGGCUGCUGCGACAACUCACCGAACCGAUCGGACUGCACGAUGUUAUGUGGUGGUUUGUGUCAGCUCUCACCACCACCGAUCUGGAUGUCGAUCCUAGCGAUGCAGAUUCUGAGCUCGGUCUAGAACACCCCGCAUCCAGUUGCGAAGGUCAUUUGGGACGUGGAAUUUCGCGGGCACUUCACGCCUUCCUAUCAACUGUGUCCGAGUUGACGCUACACUUUCCACUUGGAUCGCCUCUACAGCGCAUGGCAGUGCAGUGUUUCGGUUUGCGGUUUGUACCAUCCGACCAUCAGUUUUUGCAUCGUGUGAAUGUUUUUGGCAACAUUUCGCGCAUCCUCUCGAAAUCGGAGGAAGAAGAGGAACGAGCGCUGGAGACACAGUCAGUGCGUGAUCACCUGCUAGGCGUUACCGACGAGGCACCGAUCGAAGUAACGCUAUUUCAAGAUGUUACCGAUCUGUACGAGCUUACUGUUUCGUCUCGUCCAGCACUCGCUCAGGCAUUGCUUGAUAACUCUACGGAAACAUUUUGGGAAAGUGAUGAAGAGGAUCGUGGCAAACCAAAGACGAUCGAGCUUAUUCCGGGUGGUCGAGCAGGCUCUUCGGUACCGGGAGCUGGUUGUCAGUUAUCACUGAUUGCUGUGCAUGUGGACAACAGUCGAGAUGUAGCGUGCAAAGUGACAUCGCUCUUGCUUUACGGAGGAUCGCAUUUAAACAGUGUGACAGGCACAGGUGAACUAUCAUUACUACGCACAAUCGAGAUCGAUCCGGCUGCCUGUGCUUGGCAAACGGUUCCAAUAUCUGCAGGUGGAUCUUCGAGUACUCCAACAAAUGGCCAUUACCGUCUCGAAAUUCGAGGCCCCGAUGCAACGUUGCGUAUCCGCCAGGUGAAGCUUUAUGGAACUCGAUCAGGCAACCCUGCAGCGUCGUCGGUUCCAAGUGCAUCUUCGCUUCCUACACCGCGCCAGGUUCAGUCGCGUCUGUGUGAGCAGGAAACACUUCGCGUGUUCCGUCUGCUGACUGGUCAGGUGUUUGGCAAGCUGCUGGAGGAAACUUCUACACUUAUCGGGAAUUCUGGCAACGAUCUUCGUGAGCAUGCAGUGGGCAUUCUGUUUAGCCGACGCAAGCUCAGCCAUCUGCAGAAGCAAAUAAUUGUGCACGUGGUGCAGGCAAUUGAACGCGAAACGGUGAAGGCACGAGAUGCGUGGGAACUGCUGCUAAAUGGAGAGGUCAACAUUCCUACAACAUACAACGAUGCCUACUGCUUCGAGAUGCUUAGUAUGGUCCUGGCCCUUUCCGGAAGCUCUGUUGGACGUACAUAUCUUUCGCAACAGCAUCAUCUGCUCAAGGAUUUGCUGUCACUUGCACACACGGGAAGUGACCGUGUCCAGCGUCAAGUGACGGCUCUCAUUCGUCGUAUACUACCGGAGCUUCCAUCAGACAACGUUCCUCACAACACUGCGGACAGCAGCGUUCCUAAUCAACAUUCCGUGGAUACUGACUCCGAAGCCUUACUAGACGUGCUGCUAGCGUUAAUAGCAAAAUCACUACAGGUGCAGGUGAAAGUAAAGAAUGGAUCGAACGGACAGCACCAGCAACCGUCCCAACAGAGCGUUCCACCCUCCUCACUUGCUACCACUGUCGUCAGUUUGGCAACCGUAACAUCCUCCUCUCGACUGCAGCGCCAUCGUUGGUAUCUGCGAGGUUCAAUCGCAGCCAAACAGGCGGAAAGUAUUAUUGCGCUAGUGCGUGACAUGGCCAGUGGUAAGCUAUCUGAACGGUGGGCAACGGCAUGCCGUUCAGCUGUAGCUAGUUGUCUGCUGAAUGUGACCCAACUGGAAGAGGAGUAUCGUCGUAGUGCGGAUACGUGUAUCUGUACCGCCACCCUGUGGUUAGCGUUAGCAGCACUCUGUGUAAUUGAUCGAGAACAGAUAGAUAGACUGUCUUCCAACCAAUGGCAUCGACAAUCGGAAUCAAACAGACCACUGUGUAGCAACCAUGACGAUGAGGUUACAUAUGCCGUCCUCAACUGUGCCCUGUGUGGUUCACUGUGUGCUGAUUGUGACCGUGUAUUGCAUCUUAAUCGGCGCACCAGAAACCAUCAUCGAGCGGUUUGCAAAGAGGAACAGGACGCGAUCCGUGUGGAAUUGCACGAAAGCUGUGGGCGCGCCAAACUGUACUGGUUAUGGGCGGUGGUCGAUUCGCGCACGCUCAAGGGCAUGCUCGAGUUUCGUGGGCACGAUCCGAGCGCAGGCUGCAGCACCGUACCGGUCACGGCCACCGGUGUGGGCGUGUGCCGUUUCUGUGGUGCUACGGGUAGCAGCGGUCUGCUGGCACUGGGCAACAUCUGUCCCGAUGCCCAGUGCCAGGAGUACGGUGCGGUGUCCUGCACCAAGGUGCAUCCGCGCUGUGGGCACGCGUGCGGUGGCAUUAUCAACGAAGGUCAAUGCUUACCGUGCCUGUACGGGGCGGGUAUGCAGCCCCGUCUGACCCAGGACGGUGAGGACAUGUGCAUGAUCUGCUUCACGGAAACACUCGGUACGGCACCGUCCAUACAGCUGCGCUGCGGUCACGUGUUUCACUUCCAUUGCUGCAAAACCGUACUAAUGCGCCGCUGGAACGGUCCGCGGAUAAGCUUUGGCUUUGCCCAGUGCCCCAUCUGUAAGGUUGACAUUGAGCAUCCGUCGUUGGAACCGUUUUUGGCACCAAUCGUCGCUUUGCGGCAGGAUGUCAAACGAAAGGCGCUGAUGAGGUUGGAAUACGAAGGAUUAGCUAAAGCGGUAACCGCCGAUGGAACAGACCCUACACGUUACGCAAUGGAGCGAUACGCAUACUAUGUUUGCAGCCAGUGUGGAAAGGCUUACUACGGAGGUGAAGCACGUUGCGAUGCCGAGCUGGGUGAAAACUUCAACCCUCAGGAACUGGUGUGUGGUGGUUGCAGCGAUGUAUCGAAGGCAAAGAUGUGUCCCAAGCACGGUAUGGACUUUCUCGAGUAUAAAUGCCGGUACUGCUGCUCGGUGGCAGUAUUUUUCUGCUUCGGCACAACCCACUUCUGCGACACGUGCCAUGACGAUUUUCAGCGUUUGACGAAUCUACCGAAGGGAAAGUUACCGCGCUGUCCGGCCGGUCCCAAAGCCACACAGCUGACCGGCGAAGAAUGUCCUCUACACGUCGUACACCCGCCCACGGGUGAAGAGUUUGCAUUGGGUUGUGGAAUUUGUCGUAAUGCGCAAACGUUCUGAACCAACUCGCGCUCCGGAUCGGUAAAGGUAUGUGCUUAAGUGAACAACAUGUUGACGACCAAAUUACCAUAUUGCUACUGCACUGCAUCAUGAUACUGUACUCUAUUUGGCUACAAAGUCUAAUGGACUAAUAUUUAGGUAAACAACCAAAUAACGAACCCAAACGGGUUUAGCUAGGAUACUGAGCGGUUAAGAACUGGCGAAAAAUUCAAAAUUGACCGGUAAGCAUCGUAAGUAAAAGCAUUUUAUAAAAACUAACCCUAAAAUGAAUCUUGAUUCUACCAAAAGUUUGAUAAUUUAUAGAUUUAAUUUAAGUGAAAGAUUACGUAAACAGGUGAUUUCCUAACUGCCGCAUUCCUUUCUCGCUAGUUCGUUCAGUUUGUAUUAGUGUCGUAUGGUGUGUUACGAAACUUAAGAGGCUAAAUUAUUGCUUAAUUUAAUAACCUAAAACAUUCACCGAUGUAACGAAUGACCAGAGAUCUGCAAAUACUCGUAAAGACCGUUCCUUACCAAAGAAUCUGUCUAGUCAAUUUUAAGUUAUCUAGUU